Messenger RNA from Pezoporus flaviventris, 1238 nucleotides. It is a transcript of the gene HIGD1A, whose product is annotated as HIG1 hypoxia inducible domain family member 1A. Gene Ontology annotation, biological process: negative regulation of apoptotic process; mitochondrial respirasome assembly. Gene Ontology annotation, cellular component: mitochondrion. NCBI's taxonomy places the organism in Eukaryota, Metazoa, Chordata, Aves, Psittaciformes, Psittacidae. Bases 30 to 317 code for a protein of 95 amino acids. The record is from RefSeq and is a predicted model, not a curated record. The transcript is spliced from 4 exons.
GUGUAGUGACCAAAAAGCUGCCAGCCACUAUGUCAUCUGGCCAGGAAUCCGUUUUCCCUGAAUAUGAGACUGAAACCAGUCAGACAUCAAAGCUGUUAAGAAAAUUUAAAGAGACGCCAUUUGUACCAAUUGGAAUGGCUGGCUUUGCCAUGUUGGUUGGGUAUGGGCUGUACAAAUUGAAGCACAGAGGUGACAUGAAAAUAUCGCUUCACCUGAUUCACAUGCGGGUGGCAGCCCAGGGCUUCGUCGUGGGAGCGCUCACGUGUGGUGUGCUGUAUUCGAUGUUUCAGGAGCAUGUGCUGAAGCCCAAAGAGUAGCAGAAAGCUCAUUGAAAUCUCUGUCCUGGUGGUUGCCUGUGUACUGCAGCUACAAACCUCCUAUCAAGGGGUUCUUGAGGAAGAACAAAAAACACGAUAUUAGAGAAUUGCCCUGUAUAUAUUUGGUGUACAGAACACUGUCUUGGAGCUGGCAGCCUAAAUGAUUGUGCACUGGGGUAGUGGGUGUCAGGGUCUGCUUUGAUUGACAUUAGCAUAUCCCAGUUUUUAGGGGAUAUAGUAGAGUACAAUGCCUUUAUCUUCUCCUCAACUAUCAAUACUUUCCUAAAAUUGGUGGCUUCUUUUCCUGCCGUUGCCCAAAACCACAGUCUGAACUAGCUUCUAUGAGGCAUUGGGCAGCAUGUGGAGGCCAGGCCUGUAAGUAUCGUGAAUGCUUUGCUGUCAUUUUCUAUCUUGUGUAUUUGUCAGCCUCCAUCUUUGUAAUUUAGAAGCUUCUAGUAGCACUAAAUGGUUUCUAAAAUAUUGAGAGAGAUAUGAACAUCUAUUUUAUUUUUUUUAUUUAAGGCAUAAGUACUUGGUAUGUUGCAGCUAUUUAAAUGUUAUAUUUAUUCAUUUUAAUGAGGACACAGGCUCCCUAUUUUUACUAUAGAUUUUCAGACUCUUGAAUUGCUAUAUUUUGUAACUUUAUUUACAGUGUUCUUCUGAAUAACAUUUAACUGUAACGUUUAAAAUAGAUAUUGUGGAAAUUAACCUUUAUUUGGUGUUCUAAUGCUUUCAGCUGAAGUAUAUGAUAUAGCUCUGAUUUCUGUGGUAUCAUUAAAUUUUUAACCAUUUAAAUCUGAAAAGGCCCCAUAAUCUUUGAGGUGUUAAAACCCUUCUCUGUCAGUUGCUACUGUUAUUUUACACUUGGACCCCUUGUAUCUGCAACAGCAGUCACAAAAAUAAAUAUGUUGAGAAAUCCAA